AUGUAAACUAAUUACCUAGUAGAGAACAUUAAAAUUUUCAAAUGAACCCAAAAACCUAAAACCCUAGCGAAAAAUCUGAGAAAGGGGUUUAGGAUCAGCAGAUGGAGGAGACAAUACUGACACUGGAUCAGGAUACUACUUGUACAGCUUGGAAUUAUAGUGGGCAAAGACUAGCUGCUGGCUCCAUCAAUGGGACAUUAGCCAUUUACGAUUCAAAGGAUCCAGCUUCUUCAUCCUUCACCUGCACUUCCAGAUUUAAGGUGCAAGAAACAAGCAUUCUGAAAAUUGUCUGGGUUCCUCCAGAGUUUGGAGACGCAGUUGCCUGCAUUUGCUCUGAUGGAAGUUAUUCAUUGUGGGAAGAAGUUGUGGAAGAUGCUGAUAUUCUCCAGUGGAAGCUGUGCAAACGCUUUGACAGGAACUCAAGUCGAGUUUUAGACAUUCAAUUUGGAGUCCUUGCCACAUGUUUGAAAUUGGUUGCUGCAUACUCAGAUGGUCAAGUGAAAAUCUUUGAUCUCCUUGAUCCCCUGGAUUUGAUAAAUUGGCAACUUCAGGCUGAAUUUCAGAAUGUCAUUGAAUCUACAUCCAAAUUUGGUAGACCUUUGUGCUUGUCUGCAGCAGUGUGUUGGAAUCCUCAAAGGGGUGAACUCCAGCAGUCAAGCUUUGUUUUGGGUUUCAAUUCAGAUAUUCCGCAACUCAAUUCCUCUAAGGUUUGGGAAUUUGAUCAGGAUCACCAGAGAUGGCUACCUGUUGCUGAAUUGGCUUUGCCAGAAGAUAAGGGUGAUCAAGUUUUUGCUGUUGAAUGGGCACCAAAUAUUGGAAGGCCAUAUGAAGUGAUAGCAGUUGCAACUUGCAAGGGAAUCUCGAUGUGGCAUGUCGGAUCAAACCAUGAUCCUAAUGGGAGGCUCUCCGUGGAGAGGGUUGCCUUGCUCUCAGGUCAUAACGGCGAGGUUUGGCAGAUGGAGUGGGACAUAAGCGGAAUGACAUUGGCCACCACCGGCAGCGAUGGAGUUGUCAAGUUAUGGCAAUCUAACCUAAAUGGGGUUUGGCAUGAGCAGGCUCUAUUUGAGCCAACCAGUUAGUUUGCUUCACUGUUAUAGAUGCAGAAUUUGGGUUUGUUCGUCCUCCUGACUCCUCUUGGAUUGUAAUUCUUGGAUUCGAAUUGGAUUGGGGGCACUUGUGCUAAUAUUUGACUGUAAAAUUGCAAGUGUAGUUUUCACGGCACUUACAUGUGGCUCCACAAGAUGGUAAUUACAAGAGCGAUGAUAAUUGCUUUAACCAGGCAACUGGAGAA
Molecule: messenger RNA, 1291 nt
Organism: Coffea eugenioides
Lineage: Eukaryota; Viridiplantae; Streptophyta; Magnoliopsida; Gentianales; Rubiaceae
Product: protein SEH1
Exons: 8
Coding region: 102-1079 (325 amino acids)
Biological process (GO): positive regulation of TORC1 signaling; cellular response to amino acid starvation
Cellular component (GO): Seh1-associated complex; nuclear pore outer ring
Molecular function (GO): structural molecule activity; protein binding
Source: RefSeq, a predicted model, not a curated record